GUUUCUGAUUUUGCUCCGAUUCUUUUGCCUUUUACCUACCGCGGCGGCGACCGGCGAUUUCGAGGCGCGAUUGUAUACUGAGUGUGGAAUCGGCGACAAGUGUGAGUUUCAAAUAAAGAUGAAGAUUUUCGUGAAGACUCUGAGGGGCUCUCAUUUCGAGAUCGAAGUGGAACCUAAAGACACUGUGGCAGAUGCAAAGAAGCGAAUUGAGACUGUGCAUGGUUCUAAUGUGUACCCUGCUAGUCAGCAGAUGCUUAUUCAUCAAGGAACAGUUCUUGUGGAUGAUACAACCCUUGAAGAGAAUAAAGUUGCUGAAAACAGUUUUGUAGUCAUUAUGCUGAGCAAGAGUAAGGCUUCAUCGAGUGGAGCCGCAACUGCAGCUGCUGCACCGUCAAGUACAAAUCAACCUGUGAGUAAUACAUCUCCACCUACACAACCCGUAACAGCAGCUCCUUCACCAGCCCCCACUGUUGCACCCCUGCAAUCAGUUCCUGAAUCUACUCCAGCUCCAACACCCACCCCUGCUUUAUCAACUGAUGUGUAUGGUCAAGCAGCAUCAAAUCUUGUUGCUGGAACUAACUUGGAGGCCACUAUUCAACAAAUUAUUGAUAUGGGUGGUGGAAGUUGGGACAGAGAUACAGUUGUCCGUGCACUAAGGGCUGCUUAUAAUAAUCCAGAAAGAGCUAUUGAGUACCUCUAUUCAGGUAUUCCAGAGCAACCCGAAGUUCUUCCUGUGGCUCAACCUCCCGCCAGUCAACAACCUGCGAAUCCUCCAGGCCUGGCUGCACAACCGGCAGUGUCUUCUGGUGGUCCAAAUGCCAAUCCGUUGGAUCUAUUUCCUCAGGGCCUCCCGAAUUUGGGUUCAAACGCUAGUGCUGGCACAUUAGAUUUUCUUCGCAACAGUCAACAGUUUCAAUCAUUGCGAGCCAUGGUGCAAGCCAAUCCUCAAAUAUUGCAGCCUAUGCUUCAAGAACUUGCGAAGCAAAAUCCACACCUUGUGCGGAUGAUACAAGAUCAUCAAUCUGACUUCCAACAGCUAUUAAGUGAGCCUGUCGAGGGAGAGGGGAAUCUGCUAGGGCAACUAGCAGGAGAGGGUAUGGCACAGACUGUGACCAUCACAGCACAGGAGCAGGAAGCAAUUGAUCGACUUGAAGCAAUGGGUUUCAAUCGAGAUUUGGUGCUGGAAGUGUUCUUCGCGUGCAACAAGAAUGAAGAGCUCACUGCUAACUACCUAUUGGAUCACAUCCACGAAUUCGACAACUGAAACUGAAAGUGGAUGAUGAUGAUGAUGUUGAGGCUGUGCUGUGCUUAUGCUAUGCAAGAAAAAGAAGAAAUAGCAUAGCCUCCUUGGACUGAUGAUGAUUUUUUUUGAGAAACUGGUGAAUGAAAUCUGGGUUUUGUUCCUUGUCACUCUAUUGUUUUCAGUUUUUGUUUAACUAGCAUGCCAUUUGGUGAUGGAUGAAUUUGGGAAAUUUACUAAUGUCGUUGGCAAUGGCA
Molecule: messenger RNA, 1497 nt
Organism: Andrographis paniculata
Lineage: Eukaryota; Viridiplantae; Streptophyta; Magnoliopsida; Lamiales; Acanthaceae
Product: ubiquitin receptor RAD23c-like
Exons: 12
Coding region: 119-1264 (381 amino acids)
Biological process (GO): proteasome-mediated ubiquitin-dependent protein catabolic process; nucleotide-excision repair
Cellular component (GO): nucleoplasm; cytosol
Molecular function (GO): damaged DNA binding; ubiquitin binding; proteasome binding
Source: RefSeq, a predicted model, not a curated record